AUGGAUGGACUUCACAUCACUGUGGUGAUUCUUCUGGGAUUUUCUUCCAGUAGCUAUGGUCAAACUUUUGUGUCAGAAAAGGAGGUGACAGCAAACCCUGGAGACAAUGUAACCCUUCACUGUGAUUGCAAAUUGUCAACAGGUGUACUCACAGUGUGGUUCAGGAACUGUUCCCAUGAGAACCAGCCAACCUUUGUUCUUGAAUAUGAUAAAACAAAUUUUGAUUAUUUAUUUCCCUCUCGAUUUGACUUUGUAAAGAACUUUUCCUCUAACUCUUAUGACCUGCUGAUCACCAAUGUGUCUCAUUCUGAUGAAGGCAUUUACUACUGUGGAAAUCAUCAAAUUAAAGUGGAGCAGAAAGAAAAGAUUACUAGGAAAAACACUUACACAUUCAGCAACAAGACAACGAGACUCACCAUCAAGCCCAGUCGGCUUCAUGUCGACGUAAAUAAGACGCAGCAGCACUGUGAUGUGGACCACCGCGAUGUGGACUGGAAACUCCUCUUCUUUCCGUGCCUGUCUGUGGCUUUUGUUUCUUCUCUCCUCUCCUCUCUUCUGAAAUCUUCUUCUAGUUCCUACGACCUGUUGAUUACAAAUGUCACUGAUUCUGAUAAAAGCUACUACUACUGUAGAACUAAUAAGAAGAAAGAGGGAAAAAAUGGAAAGAGAGACAGGUACAGCAACGUCACAACAAGGCUCACAAUCAGAGUUUUUUCCAGCAGCUUUGGUCAGACUUUUGUGUCAGAAAAGGAGGUGACAGCAAACCCUGGAGACAAUGUAACCCUUCACUGUGAUUGUAAAUUGUCAACAGGUGUACUCACAGUGUGGUUCAGGAACUGUUCCCAUGAGAACCAGCCAACAUUUGUUCUUAGACCUGGAUUUCAUGAGAUAAAUAAUUUCAAUUACCGUCUCUUUCCCUCUCGAUUUGACUUUGUAAAGAACCUUUCCUCUAACUCUUAUGACCUGCUGAUCACAAAUGUCUCUCAUUCUGAUGAAGGCAUUUACUACUGUGGAAAUUCUCAAAUGAAAGUGGAGCAAAAAGAAAAGAUUACUGGGAAAAAUACUUACACAUUCAGCAACAAGACAACGAGACUCACCAUCAGUAAGUACUUUUGUCUAAAUUAA
Molecule: messenger RNA, 1125 nt
Organism: Menidia menidia (Atlantic silverside)
Lineage: Eukaryota; Metazoa; Chordata; Actinopteri; Atheriniformes; Atherinopsidae
Source: the annotation of a GenBank genome assembly